CAAAAACAAACAUGGCGCUAGAACCAAAGAAAAAGAAGGCGAAACACGAGGAUUCUAAUUUGUCCGUAGGCGGUACUGAUUUCUUUUCCGUAUAUAACGCAUUAUAAUCCUCGCAAAUUAGUCUUCAGUUUACACUAAUUGCACUGAUUUUUCGUUUUUAGAAUUUAACGACAAGAAGAAAGCUGCAGUUCUUACAGUUCCACGGGCUGUCCUUGCAGACGAAUUCACGCGGCAGUUUAAAACAGGUUACUUAUUCACAAUAUAUACUUUUUGAGAAACUGAUAUACUUUGAGAGGUGAUUAUAGUGUUUGUUAAGUUUUGUUCUUUUCGCGAGAUGUGACACACGUGUUUCAUAAAGAAUAAAGGGCCGCGACAGAAAUAAUUUUCACCCCGCCGCACGUGUUAAGGUCGGAGCGCGAACGCCUUUGUAAAGCACAUUUUGAAGGUUGUCGAGCCAAAAAUACAAGCUUACACAUUUAUUGUGUUCUUUUGUCGACUUGCAGUAGAAGUUUUCGCAGCUGAUAUAAAGGACAGAACCAAAACUUCAGAACUUAUAAGGUAACGUCGCGCGCUGACAAUUAUUAAUCUGAAAUCGAAGUAAACAAAAGUCAUGCGUGUUUGUCUGUUUUUUUUUCUUUUACGAACCAGAUUGAAAAUUUUUAUUCUACUUUUUCUUUUUACAGAAGUCUAAAUGAUAAAUUCCCACUUGCAGGAUUGGAGCAUUUAAAGAGGGUCCGAAGCAUUAAACAUGGGAAAGGUUAGUCUCAUCUCUUUGGUUAGAAGGUAGAACAGUAAGCUUACAGAGUGCAAAGAAAAGAGUGAUCGUUCAUUUUUUACUUCAGCAAAAGUCCGUGCUAUAUUCGCGUGGAGUGCUACUUGUUCUUGUUUUUAUUCUGCCCUUUUUCGUCAUCUGGGUUAAUUAACAUACUCAAAAGUAAUCAGUAUAACAAAUUUCAUGUGCUGGGUAUGUGAUCUCCCAUAUGGUCUAGCGGUUAGGAUUCCUGGUUUUCACCCAGGCGGCCCGGGUUCGACUCCCGGUAUGGGAACACAAAUAUUUUUUUUUUAAUUUUUUUAAUUCAGCUUUGUCUUACUUAUGAAACAAUUUGUAUUUUUUUUGCCAUCUUCAUUUUCAGAUACCAUAAUUCAAAUUAUUUUGUGCCCGAAGAAGAAACAAUGUGUGGACUUCAUCAGUUCUUUGAAGGAUCUUUUGCAACAAAAUAGAAUUAACUCUGAGCUUCUUGGUGAACCUUUUGUGACAAAUGUGGCAAAGCAUUCACCACUUACCAGGGAACAGUUCAAUGAGGCCUCCUCCUGCUGGCCGGUCAAUUUUCAUGAGGAUAAAUAGUAUGUGGAGAGAGGGAGAGAGUUGGGUCUGUGGAGAAGGGGGUAGGGGGGGGAGGGUGGGGUGGGGGCAGUGGGGGAGGGUGGGGUGGGGGCAGUGGGGGGAGGGUGGGGUGGGGGCAGUGGGGGAGGGUGGGGUGGGGACCCGUCCUCGUUUUGCUUAUAAUUUUCAUGGGGGCCGUUAAAUCAAAUAAUUUUUUUUUUCUUGACUGUGUUAAAUUAUUUUUAGUGUGAUGCUAACUGUUUUGAUUCAUGAUUAUUUCCAAGUAUUUCAAGAGUGUUGAGGGGAGAACUGUUUGAUGAUGGUGAACUUCAGCUUAUCACAAAGUUUAUGAGAUUAGCAAUACAAAUAGCUGCAACAAGUGUAACUUCCCAAAAGGUAAAAUUUCUUAACUUUAUGUCUAGCUUGGUACAUUAGAGGAAAAGGGUUAUUCUACCUUUGAAAGAGACAAAGUACUUUCUCAUGUUGUUGGCAUUUUUUGUGAUGCUGAUAAUUCUUUUGUUUAUCUAUCUUGUUUAAUUUUAGUUUCCUAUUGGUGCUGUGAUUGUCGAUCCACAGACAAACCACGCUAUAGCCAUUUCUCAUGACCUCCGUUGCACAGGCCACCCACUCCAGCAUGCUGUCAUGGUCUGCAUUGAUUUAGUGGCUCAUAGUCAGUUGUCAGGGGCUUGGCAACUUGACUGCGAAGCAGUGAAUGGUACAUGGACAAUGAGUGAAAGAAUUCUACAGCUCCAGGAACAUUUAAAUUUUUGUCACCACAAUAAAAGUUCUAUGGACUCCAAAUCAUCAGAAACAGGAGAGAUAUAA
This is a messenger RNA of Porites lobata, 2149 nucleotides long. The record is from the annotation of a GenBank genome assembly. NCBI's taxonomy places the organism in Eukaryota, Metazoa, Cnidaria, Anthozoa, Scleractinia, Poritidae.